Messenger RNA from Talpa occidentalis (Iberian mole), 2055 nucleotides. RefSeq names its product ribonucleotide reductase regulatory subunit M2 (gene RRM2). Gene Ontology annotation, molecular function: ribonucleoside-diphosphate reductase activity, thioredoxin disulfide as acceptor. NCBI's taxonomy places the organism in Eukaryota, Metazoa, Chordata, Mammalia, Eulipotyphla, Talpidae. Gene Ontology annotation, cellular component: cytosol. Bases 1 to 1353 code for a protein of 450 amino acids. The record is from RefSeq and is a predicted model, not a curated record. The transcript is spliced from 11 exons. Gene Ontology annotation, biological process: deoxyribonucleotide biosynthetic process.
AUGGAAGCCAGCGUGUUGAAACUGGGGAAGCCUCUGCAGGGCAGCACAGGCCGUGGUUUUGCUUUCACACCAUCGGGCAGUGGAAAACGUAAGCAGAACCAUCGGAGCCGCGCCGCGCCGAGCGCCUUCGCCUCCCGCCGCCCGCCGCCUCUCCUCAGCCGCCGCCGCCAUGUCGUCCGCGGCCGCCGCGCUGACGCGCACGCCCCUCGCGCCCCGGCCCGGCGCCCGCAGCCGAAGGGCUCGCCGCGGAAGGGGCUCGGCCCGGCCGACAAGGAGAACACGCCCCCGGCCGUCGGCGCGACCCGCAUCCUCGCCAGCAAGACCGCGAGGAGGAUCUUCCCGGAGCCCGCGGAGCAGGUGGGAGCCGCGCCGGCGCCCAGCCGCGAGACGGAGCCGCUCCUGAAGGAAAACCCGCGCAGGUUCGUCGUCUUCCCCAUCCAGUACCACGACAUCUGGCAGAUGUACAAGAAGGCGGAGGCCUCCUUCUGGACGGCCGAGGAGGUGGACCUUUCCAAGGACAUUCAGCACUGGGAAACGCUGAAGCCCAGCGAGAGGCAUUUUAUAUCCCACGUGCUGGCGUUCUUUGCAGCCAGUGAUGGCAUUGUCAAUGAAAACUUGGUGGAGCGCUUUAGCCAAGAAGUUCAGAUUACUGAAGCCCGCUGUUUCUAUGGCUUCCAGAUUGCCAUGGAAAACAUACAUUCUGAAAUGUACAGUCUCCUCAUUGACACUUACAUUAAAGAUUCCGAACAAAGGGAGCACCUCUUCAACGCCAUUGAGACGAUGCCAUGUGUGAAGAAGAAGGCGGACUGGGCCUUGCGUUGGAUUGGGGACAAGGAGGCCACCUACGGAGAACGGGUUGUGGCCUUCGCGGCAGUGGAAGGAAUCUUCUUCUCUGGUUCUUUUGCGGCGAUUUUCUGGCUCAAGAAACGAGGGUUGAUGCCUGGCCUCACAUUUUCCAAUGAACUUAUUAGCAGAGAUGAGGGCUUACAUUGUGACUUUGCCUGCCUGAUGUUCAAACAUCUGCUGCACAAGCCUUCGGAGCGUAGGGUGGAAGAAAUAAUUACCGACGCUGUGAGGAUAGAGCAGGAGUUCCUCACCCAGGCCCUGCCCGUGAACCUCAUUGGCAUGAACUGCGAUUUAAUGAAGAAGUACAUUGAGUUCGUGGCCGACAGACUGAUGCUGGAGCUGGGCUUUAGCAAGAUUUUCAGAGUAGAAAAUCCAUUUGACUUUAUGGAGAAUAUUUCACUGGAAGGAAAAACCAACUUCUUCGAAAAGAGGGUAGGCGAGUAUCAAAGGAUGGGAGUGAUGUCAAGUUCCACAGAGAACUCAUUCACCCUUGAUGCUGACUUCUGACGCCUAAAGAAACUGUACAGGGCCUUGCUUUUGGUGCAGCGGAUUGAGCGCCGCAUGGGAGAUACCCACAUGGUGCGGCAGAACUCUGUCUCGCCUGCUGUUCCCUUCAGCAGUCUAUUUAAAACAAAAAAUAUAAAAAUAUUUUUAAAAAAAAUAGGGCCUUCCCUCGUGGCACAGGCGGUUGAGCACCACGCUCUAAAGCUGUCCCCAAGCUCUGCAGCGCCGGUUUGCUCGAUCCCGGCCAGCGGCGAGGGCCCCACAUGGCGUGGCAGACCUCUUCUUUCACGCCCGCUGGUCCUCUCAAUGUAUUUCGUUACUCUGCCUGUUCUGUUCCCCAUUGUGUCUCCAGUGAAUCCUCUCACCCUCCCGCGGCUAUGGCCUGUACCCUGUUCCUCUAUGAAUAAAUCUUUUUUAAAAAAAAUACGUAGUGAUGUAAACCAACAUUACCUCGGUAAAAAUAUUUAAAAAAGGAACCUCCCUGGUGGCACAGGGUAUUAAGACACAACCUAUGAAGCUGUCUGCAGUCACUGUAGCACAAGUUCAAUCCCCAGCCAGGGAGCUACCCACAUGGUGCAGCAGACCUUUCCUGACUUGCCCUCUGCUCCCCACACUCUGGUGAGUUUUCUCACCCCCCCUCCCCCGCCUUUACCCCAGCUCUUGCAUGCAUAAAUAAAUAUUAAAAAAAAAACUACAGAUAUGUCC